AUGGCUCUCAGUCCUCAAGUAACCAACCUGGUCAUCAUCCUCGGGAUGAUGCAAGUCUCCAAGCGUGUUCCUCUUGAGGACCCUAACGUUUUGAUGAUUGUUCGUGGGAUUUAUAUCCUGUCAAACGUCCUCAUCGCUGGCAUUUACGCUUAUACCCAAUACUUGAUCAACAAGAAGAAGGAUAUGACUACUCUUAAGUACGUCGAGCAACCUCAAAUGGGUUCCGCCGAAGAGCCAAAGCUCGUCACCACUACCGUUCACAAAUACGAUAGCGAUCAAAUGAAAGCGCUAUACAAGGCACAAUUGAUGGGUGUUGGAAUGAUGGCCGUUAUGCACUUGUACUUUAAAUACACCAAUCCUCUCAUGAUCCAAUCUAUCAUUCCACUUAAGGGCGCACUCGAAGGCAAUGAGGUCAAGAUCCAUCUUUUCGGGCAACCAGCUUCUGGAGAUUUGAAGAGACCAUUCAAGGCACCAGCUGGUUUGAUGAGCAGCCUUCAAGGAGGAGCUUCCCCAACACAGGAUAAGAAGACUAUUGAGGCAGCUGAGAAGGCAGGUCGUGGAGGUGUCAAGGACGAAUAG
Messenger RNA from Sclerotinia sclerotiorum 1980 UF-70, 579 nucleotides. Its product is annotated as inorganic phosphate transporter. The coding region runs from base 1 to 579 and encodes 192 amino acids. Lineage: Eukaryota; Fungi; Ascomycota; Leotiomycetes; Helotiales; Sclerotiniaceae. The transcript has 3 exons. The record is from RefSeq and is a predicted model, not a curated record. Gene Ontology annotation, biological process: protein targeting to ER. Gene Ontology annotation, cellular component: endoplasmic reticulum; mitochondrion.